This is a messenger RNA of Aspergillus homomorphus CBS 101889, 580 nucleotides long. RefSeq lists its product as uncharacterized. The transcript has a single exon. Lineage: Eukaryota; Fungi; Ascomycota; Eurotiomycetes; Eurotiales; Aspergillaceae. The record is from RefSeq and is a predicted model, not a curated record. Bases 77 to 535 code for a protein of 152 amino acids.
CACCACACCACACCACACCACACCACACAACAGCAUCACUACCCCCACGACCACCAAGAUGCUACCCAAUAACGCAAUGGACAACGACAAAUACAUCGUGCGCAACCCGCCCAACGCCCGCAUCACCCCGCUCCGGCCCUGCGAAUACGAUCUGGACGGCGUGAACCUAGUCUACCUGCUACGGGUGCUGUACAACGGCAGCGGCACGCGGCUGAGCAGCUCGCGGCCCUUCGACUACGACCAGGCGCGCGCGCUGGCCAAGAGAAUCCUCUGGGUCGUCGCGCAGCCGCCGGAGGCCGACCUCACCCUGCAGGUGCAUUCAUUCUGUGGCCGGGUCAUCGAGCCCGAGUUCUCGCGCGCGACUGCGCGCGGCGAAAAGUUCGAUAUAGCCACGCAGCCCGGUGCCUUUGGUAGGGCUGUUCGGGACGCAAGGACAUUGACCCAGCUGGCUUGGCGGCUGGGGAUGUCGGACCCCGAGGUCGACGAGAUCGUCGAACGCGAUGGUACCCCGCCGCCGCCGUAUACCGAAGGCUAGUCUGCGGUUGGGUGGUUGUUGUUUGGGGUGCAAUCUAGAUGAGUG